Molecule: messenger RNA, 1008 nt
Organism: Polyodon spathula (Mississippi paddlefish)
Lineage: Eukaryota; Metazoa; Chordata; Actinopteri; Acipenseriformes; Polyodontidae
Product: receptor expression-enhancing protein 5-like
Exons: 5
Coding region: 141-710 (189 amino acids)
Source: RefSeq, a predicted model, not a curated record
AGCCCUGUAGUACUUGUGACAGGGCGAUGCUAAAAAGCAAGGGAGACUUGUGCAUAUUACAGUAUUGCAGUGUGGCUUAACUUCAAAGGGAAGAGACGGCAAACAGGCUAUACUGAACUGAACCAUACAAACAGAAAAACAUGGCCGGGGCGCUAAAAGAUCGGUUUGAGAAGUUUCUCAACGAGAAGAAUGUAGUAAACGAUCAACUGGCAAAAAUAGAGGCCAAGACAGGAGUAAAGCGAUCCUACAUUGCAAUCGCUGUCAUUGCUAUUAUUUCUUUAUAUCUUGUGAUCGGAUAUGGGGCAUCGCUUUUGUGUAACCUCAUUGGAUUCGUGUAUCCUGCAUAUGUUUCAAUUAAAGCAAUCGAAAGCAUAGCCAAAGAUGACGACACAAAAUGGCUGACCUACUGGGUGGUGUAUGGAAUUUUCAGCGUGGCUGAAUUCUUUACUGAUAUUUUCCUGUCUUGGUUCCCAUUUUACUACAUGGGCAAGUGUGCUUUCCUUGUGUGGUGCAUGGCUCCCUCCCCUUCUAACGGAUCCAUGAUAAUCUACCAUCGGAUUAUCCGCCCCUUCUUUCUGAAGCAUGAGGCCAAGAUGGAUCGCGUUGUGAAGGACCUGAAAGACAAGGCUUCUGAGGCUGCUGACACCAUUACCAAUGAGGCCAAAAAAGCAACAGCAAACAUAAUGUUUGAAGAGAAGAAAAGCUCCUAAGCCCUGGACAAAGCCUUAUUUUAAAAGCUUAAUCUCUUUGGAGGACUAUGGUACAAAAAGUCUAAAUAAAUGUUGCCUUAAAGUUUUUCUUUUUAAUGAACCAGGAGACCAUUUCAAUUUUUCUCACUAUUGUAUUGUAUGUAGCCGUAGCAACGGAUGUGUGUUACGUAAAGGCAGUGCAGUGGCUGUUCAAGCUUAUUUCAAAACUAUUUUAAUCAUGUAUACAUUGGAACAAUGCAUUUCUAGUGCAUUGUCCUGCCUCUGCACAAGAAGGAACCUAAUAAAGAACAUAAUAUUA